Molecule: messenger RNA, 1083 nt
Organism: Cylindrotheca closterium
Lineage: Eukaryota; Bacillariophyta; Bacillariophyceae; Bacillariales; Bacillariaceae
Source: the annotation of a GenBank genome assembly
AUGACUCGCAGCAUGAACAUGAAUAGCAUUGGAAAUUUCUCAAACAUGAACAACAAGAACCAAGUCGCUUCGGUGCAACAGCGACUUAUUGAAGAACUCUUACGGAUGUCAUCUUCCCAACCACAGCCACAGCCACAGCCACAGCCACAACCACAACAAACAGCAGGAGACAAGAUUGGCUCCCGUCGACAGCACAACAGCAGUCGGGUCACAUCUCGCAUGCGUCUUCCAACAAGAAGUAAUGCUACCACUACCUCGAAUUCUCCUCUUGCUGCUGCCUCGUCUUCUCCAGCAGGAUUGGAGUUCGACGAUCGAGGACCAGGUGUAUUUGAAUUUCGAUUGGCCGACUGGGAAUCUAGGUUUCUUCAUGCCUUGCGACAAGGACAAAGUGUACUAGGAGUCGCUAGUAGUGGCAGCGCUGGUAUUGCUGGUACUACUGCUACUAGUAUGGCUGGUACUACUACUACUUUUACUCAAAGCAAUUACUAUAUGACCACCACAAUGAUGAAACAAACUCCUUGCCCACCUCACAUUUCUCGAAAUGAUCAUGCUGACAAAUUGCUAGCACGAGAACAAAAGGAUCGUAUUCCAUUGACCAAUGAGGAAAAGGAACUGUUGAAUACACCCUUGUCGACAGUAUUAUUACUGUCGCCUCGUCCUAUCGAUACAGAAGACGAACACGCAGCCACCAGCUCUAACGAGGAUGAAGUUGAUCCACCAAGAGCGAAUGACGUCCUUCUCGGUCGUGGUGGCAAGACCAACAUGCACCCUGGAAAUAAAAGAUUCCGUCAAGUGGUUCAUGAUCGACAAGAGUUGUAUAGAACGGUUCCCAAAUUUGACAAGAUUUGGAUUGCCCAAAACGUCGUGGCCAAGAUUCAAGAAUCGGGGGGACGAUUCCUGAUGCGAUCAUCCUCGACAUCAGCCGAACAAUGUGGAUCGAAUAAAUGGGUGGAAGUGUCACACAAAAGAGCAGUACACAAAGCAUCCCAAGCACUUCGGGAACGCGAACGAGAACGAGAACAACGACCAUCGGGAUGUACUAGUUGUACUCGGUCUUGCGAGUCUCGUUGUCAUUUGAAUUGA